GAGGACCGACAAAGGCCAUGCAUAUUAAAACUGCAGGCAUACGUAUGCUUCAGGUCUUGACUUGACAAACUGAAAUCUGGAGUCAUCCAUCUGAGGGUUACUGGAUCUACCUGAUGAAUUCCUCAUCUCUGAACCUGAAUGUGUCCAGCAGCCUGAUUUACAGAGACUCUCCUGGCACUGCUUUGGUCAAAAAUGUGAUUAUCGUGGCCCUUGGCAUCACCAUCUACUAUGUCAAUGGGACAAUGAUUCAUACCUUCAGAAAACACCAGAUAUUUUACAUGAACCCUCGCUACGUCCUCUUCAUCCAUCUGGUGGUGAACGAUAUGAUCCAGCUGACUGCAACAAUCAGCUUGUUUGUCUUUAGCUAUGUCUUCUACAAAAUUAAUGCCUCCCUUUGUUGCUUUAUUGUGACCUUUGCUGUUUUCACCACUGUCAACACACCAUUAAACUUAGCUCUGAUGGCGGUGGAGUGCUACGUCGCCGUUUGUUUCCCACUGCGACACGCUGAACUCUGCACCGUCAGACGAACAUACUUUCUCAUCGGCUGCAUUUGGGUUUUGAGCGCAACAUCAGUUCUGCCAGACAUUAUUAUCAUCCUGGCAACAGAGCCUCUUUGGUUAUUUUACGCCACAAUAUUUUGCGACAGAGACACUCUAUUCCGACACCCUAUAAGUAUACAAAAGAGGGAUGUUUCUCACAUCGUUUUUUUAUCUCUAGUCUGGCUCACAAUCUUCUUUACCUAUUUAAGGAUCUACUUUGCUGCUCAUUCGGCUGAAGGAAAGGCAAAAAGAGCCAGGAACACCAUUAUGCUUCAUGGCUUCCAGUUAAUUUUGUCUAUGCUAACUUAUGUAGCUCCUUUGGCAACAAGGUUCCUGAUAUUCUUGUUCCCUAAAUACAAUGUUCAUAUCCUAUUUGUUUGGUACAUAUUGGUCCAGAUUCUGCCCAGAUUUGUGAGUCCUGUUGUGUACGGGCUGCGAGACAAUACAUUUAAACAGUAUUUGAGGAAGUAUCUGCUGCCCACCAUCAUAUCAGCCAACAAAAUACACCCUUGA
Molecule: messenger RNA, 1052 nt
Organism: Fundulus heteroclitus (mummichog)
Lineage: Eukaryota; Metazoa; Chordata; Actinopteri; Cyprinodontiformes; Fundulidae
Product: odorant receptor 131-2-like
Exons: 3
Coding region: 114-1052 (312 amino acids)
Biological process (GO): G protein-coupled receptor signaling pathway
Cellular component (GO): membrane
Molecular function (GO): G protein-coupled receptor activity
Source: RefSeq, a predicted model, not a curated record